Messenger RNA from Oppiella nova, 2553 nucleotides. The record is from the annotation of a GenBank genome assembly. NCBI's taxonomy places the organism in Eukaryota, Metazoa, Arthropoda, Arachnida, Sarcoptiformes, Oppiidae.
AUGAAUUCAAUGAAUGCAAUUAUGGAGUCAACGGAUUAUAACGAAGAGAUUGAAUUAAAAAACAAUGACAUCAUUGAAGAUAUAAGUGAUGACACGAAUAGUCACUCAACAGAACCCAAUGGAUCAGUCCAUACAAGCCGUAAGCAAUCGGUUGAAGAAUCAACUGAUGAGACAGUCGUGUCGUUAAACUAUGGACUCAAUGAAGGACUCAUUCAUGCAAACGAUUCUAUUAUUAAAGAUAUAAUAGAAACCCAAGAGGAAGAGGACUCUUCCGAUGAAUUGAGUCAAACUCGAGGUCCGGUUUUGCCACAAAUUAAUAUCACAAACGAAUACUCGGAGGAAGUGAUUGAAACGUACGACAAGACAGACGACGACAACGUGUCUAUGAAUUCAAAUAAUUCAUCAAAGUUUGCAACUUUAGAUCCAAACUCAGCCGACAAAGCCUAUCAAUUCAGACGCGAUUCCAUACGACAGUCCCUUCAAUCAAAUCACAUUGAUUUGGGAAAUGCUAUUGAAGUGAAUAAUGUUAGCUUCGGCUACAACAAGAAGGCCAAUGUUCUCAACAACAUCAGCAUUAAUGUGCCCAAAGGCAAGAUCUAUGCGCUGUUGGGAUCGAGCGGUUGCGGCAAAACAACUCUAUUAAGGCUUUUGUUGGGAAGAAUGAAACCAUCAAAAGGAAAGAUCAGUGUUUUCGGUGAACAGCCCGGCUGUAAGACAUCGCACAUCCCGGGGCCGGGUGUCGGGUAUAUGCCUCAGGAGUUGGCCCUCUUCACGGAGUUCACAAUCGAGGAAACCCUCAUAUAUUUCGGUUCAUUAUAUCACAUGGAUUUAGACCACAUUCAGGACAGGAUUCAGUUUUUGAUUAAAUUAUUAAAUUUGCCGCAAAAGGAGCGCAAAGUGUCUCAACUGAGUGGCGGUCAACAGAGGAGGGCCUCCAUCGCAGUGGCGCUCUUCCACGCGCCCCCUCUACUCAUAUUGGAUGAGCCGACCGUAGGAGUCGAUCCACUACUUCGGUGCAGAAUUUGGGAAUAUUUGGAGAGUCUAUGCGUCAAUGAAAGUAUGACUGUUUUAAUAACCACUCAUUACGUGGAGGAGUCGCGAAACGCACAGACAAUAGGAUUCUUAAGGUUUGGUCGAAUUCUGGCGCAAAGAAGUCCAAUAAAACUACUCAAUCAAUACAAUUGUGUCACUCUUGAAGAGGUAUUCCUCAAGUUAUGUGAAGAGGAUUGCGAUGAUCUCAAGCGCUCAAAAGAUCGCAUAUCAUUGCGUCUGGAAAAACACGCCAACAGAAAGAAAUCUCUGUUCCCUUCCGACCAAAUCAGUCCUUAUUUGGACCCCGAGAUCGCCGCCAAACUAUGGGUCGAACCCAAGUACACCCAAAAACCGAUAGACAUUCAGCGCAUUAAAGCUCUUAUACACAAGAAUUACCUCAAACUUAAGGGAAACCCAAUGCUUGUGUUCUUCUUCUUAAUACUACCCGUCAUUCAGAUAACACUGUUCUGCGAGUCAGUUGUCAAACAACCGGAUCAGUUGCCCGUUGCCAUCCAUAGUCCCGAAGUGAACGGCAAUCUCUCCGAUGCAUUCAUUCGCUUCAUCGACCAGAAGAUGAUGAAACUUAUCUAUCAUAAGACACUCGAAUCAGCCAUUGAUUCUGUAUACAAAGGAAAGGCCUGGUAUGCGAUUUCAAUGUCAGACAACUUUUCGGAUGCGUUUGAUAUCAGAGCGACAGAUGCGGAACAUAUGACUGACGAGGACAUAGAGGAGAGCAAAAUAAAGUUGUACCCUGAUCACUCAGAUAACUUCAUUCAGCAAUUCAUAUAUCAAUCACUGUUCGAGUCGUACCACCAAUUCUUGUCCACAUAUAUCACAUCUAUAGAUCUGAAUCCGGCCACAGUUUCGUUGCCAAUCGCUACACAGGAGCCCAUCUAUGGGACCAUUGAGUACUCGUUGAUCAAUUCAAUAGCUCCGGGAGCUAUAGUGGCCAUAAUAUACACAACACCGCUGUUGUUGGCAUCCUUUCUAAUAGUUUUGGAGCGCAAGGAUGGGCUCCUGGAGCGCAGUUUUGUGUCGGGAGUGCGGAGUUUCGAAGUGCUUAUAUCGCAUAUGUUUACCCUAAUACCGGCCCUCUUAGUACAGGUGUCCCUACUCAUGUUCGUCGCCUUUAUUGUGUUUGAAGUCAAACUCAUGGGUCAGGCGUCCGAAGUGUUUUGGUUGAUGUUUCUUCAGGGAACUAAUGGUAUUAUUCUCGGUCUACUCGUCUCAGCCGUCGCGCCCAAUGAAGUGGCAGCACUGUUAAUGGCAUUUGGUUUGGUGUUCCCGAUGUGGAUGAUAUGCGGUGUGUUUUGGCCCCUGGAUUCAGUUCCUGGUAUAAUGCGGACCAUAUUCUACAUGGCACCUUUAUCACUUCCUAUUGAAUCCAUACGCUAUAUAAUAACCCGGGGCUGGACUAUACACUACUUUGAUGUGCAGGUGGGAUAUGCCGUCAGUGGUGUCUAUAAUAUUGUGUUAUUUGUUGCAACCGUUUUUAUAUUUCACUUAAGCUCUUCUGAAUAA